GUGAUGAGCGUUCGAAACGCCGCCAGAGUUGACGGCUACAUUCUUGAUGGUUUUCCUCGAGUUCUAGAGCAAGCCCAGAUGUGGUCUGAUCUAACUCUUGGUGACGGUAACCCUGAGCUUGUAAUUAAUAUCAGCCUCGCAAGAUCGGUAUUGAUACACAAGUUGGCCUCACGACGCAUCUGUGGGAGCUGCGGUGAUAACUACAACCUCGCUGAUAUACGAUAUGGUCACUAUGAUAUGCCUCCAAUGCUACCUAAGGCUGAGGGGAUUUGCGAUUCGUGUGGUUCUGGCCUUAUUCGACGUGAUGAUGACACGGAUGAGAUCAUUCAACACCGGUUGGAUCUUCACUUCGAUAAGGAAGAGCCCCUGCUAGACUUCUACCG
This is a messenger RNA of Perkinsus marinus ATCC 50983, 383 nucleotides long. RefSeq names its product adenylate kinase 1, putative. Gene Ontology annotation, molecular function: ATP binding; AMP kinase activity. The annotation marks the transcript as partial. The transcript has 3 exons. The record is from RefSeq and is a predicted model, not a curated record. Gene Ontology annotation, cellular component: mitochondrion; cytoplasm. Gene Ontology annotation, biological process: nucleobase-containing compound metabolic process. Lineage: Eukaryota; Perkinsozoa; Perkinsida; Perkinsidae.